UGUCACUCGAGUCGAAGUCGAAGCCAAUCAAUUAGUAGAUAUCAGCUUGACUAGAUUACUGCCUUCGACGGAAAUCACUCAAUUAGCAAUCAAAACGCCGCCCACCAGCCAUCCAAUUCUCGUUCGUACAAAUCUGUGUGACAAUUUUCAUUGUCGUUCAUUUGCUUUGAUUAGGUCGUCAAUUUUUCGGACAGCAGCGAAAAAGAUUUAUUAGCCCUGUCAAUGUGACGCGUAGCCAUAAAUCCGCUUUUGAGAUAGCAUUUGCCGCGAGUGAAAGUGAUUUGGUGCGGGGGUAAUUUCCCUAAUGAUUCAUUGUCCUUGUCUGGGAAAUCUGCCAACAGUAUGAUACAUUUUUUCCCGUGUGAAAUACAGUGGCAGGAGAAAUAAAUCGUAACGCAAUAACUAGCCAAGCGAGCAAAAAAUGCCGCCCCCGUUGAAACAACGCGAACUGACACCGGAAGAGGAGCAACAGGAAGUGGAAGUGGAUUUUCCGGAAUUCGACAAAAGCCCUGCCUUCAUCCACGUGCUGCUGCUAAACAAAACCAUCCGCCUGUUCUUCGUCCUGGGCUUAGCUGCAAUUGUGAUUCCCGCCUUCGCGUACCUUUUCUUCUUCUCCCAGGAAAUUGGCCACGCGCCCAAGCACCAACUGGUAGGGACCUGUGGCCACCCAACGCUUUACCACAUCCAGUGCGGCUUCGGCAACAUAUCGCAGGACGAGUGCCAUCGACUGGGAUGUUGCUACACAAGUCUCUCCACAUGUUACCACUCGCUGCCAUCGGAGCACCAGUUUCGCCUCGAAGGAGAUUGGCAGGAUGGCGCCCAACUUACUCCCACCAGGAACCUCACCCCUUACCUCAAAAGUUCAGUGCCCAAAAUACGUGCCCAUCUCGGCAUCGUCAGCCAGACACGGUUGCAACUUUCACUGACGACGGUUUCCGCGGAAUCGACUCGGGAGCAGCUCCCAACCGAGCAAAUAAACGUUAUUGAAACCGAUGAACUCCGGGCCCGUGUCUACAGCCCUACGUUUUUCGUGGAAGUGAAGCGCAAAUCCAACGACGAAAUUGUUUUCUCCACGGCACGAGGGCCACUGGUUGUGUCGGAGGGCUUCUUCGAGUGGACCCUACAUCUGGGGGUGGACAUUCUGUUUGGAUUGGGCGAAGCUGUGCUCGAGCCCGGGAGGAAAUAUCUGCUGUUGAAUAAUCAGAACGUGUCCGCCGUGCCAGUUGUGAUGGGAUACAACAUGAAAACCAACCAGUUCAACGGAGUCGUGUUCAACACCCCCGGCCUCACCGAGAUCGAAAUCGUCCGCUCCCGGCUCAUAGUCAUCCGUGCCCAAUUCACCGGUCACUUCCAGCUGGAACUGCUACCGGGCCCGAACCCGGCCGAUCUGCACCGGCAGCUGAAAACCCUCGCCCAAAACCACUACCAUCCGCCAUUUUGGUCCUUCGGUGUCCACGUGUGCGACGAAUCCCUCAAUGCCAGCCUCGCCACCGUUCGUUCCGAUAUUGAGACCAUGCUUUCGACGGGAAUUAUUUUCGAUUCGCACUGUCUCAACGACGACCUGUUCUGGCUGUCGAGUGCUAUGUCUAUCACGACGGAAUUGGAGGAAGCUGUUGGGCUUUUGUCGAACAAUAGCAAGCGAUUCGUUCCAUCGGUUGUCAUGGUGAUGGAGCCGACGGGUAAUCCCGCGUACACGACUGCCAGAACAAACGGCCUACUGCUGCGAAGUGCUUACAACAUUGCUUCGUAUCGAGGGUUGGUGCGCAACAGGACCGCAGUCUACUUGGAUUGGCGUACGGAGCGGCACGAGAUGACGCUAUGGUUGCAGCAGACCUGGUCCAGUGUGAGGAACUUGAACGGAGCGGGGUACAGCUUGAAGGAGGGUUCACUGCGGGACGAUGGCAACAAGACGUAUCCAAGUAGGAGUCAGUUGACAUAUUUGCCGGAAGCGUUGAACAGCUCGAUUGCGGAUUUGAUCCGGUGGGAUACCAAGUUGUCGGAUAGUAUGGACAUGGCGGUGAAGAGUCAGAACCGGAUGGGACCGGAGAUGAUGCGGAGGGUUUUGGGGGAGGUGGGAGAAGGGGUUUUGGUAAUAAGUGGGGCGUAUGAUUUGAGGACGAAGGCUGCGAUUGUGGCGCAGAAUGUGUCGGGGACGUGGAUUUCGUUGAGGAAUGAGGUUAACCGAGCGAUAGGGUUGUCCGUAGCGGGGUUGAGUUUCAUCGGGACGCCCGUUUGCGGAAAUGCGAGGGAUAACGUGACGGAAGAGCUUUGCAUAAGAUGGUAUCAGUUUGGGUCGCUUCUGCCGCUAUUCAAGGUGUCGGAAGAUAGGAUGCCGCAUCGGUUUAGCAUGUUCGCUCAGCGGAUCAUGUUGUCUACGAUACGAAAGCGAUAUGCCUUGGUAGAGUACAUGAACACGUUGAUCAUGACGGAUUCGGCUUAUCUGCGGCCGAUGUUCUACCACUACGAGGAAGCAAGGAACUAUACGGCUGAGCUGUGGGAGCAGUUCAUGGUUGGGGAUGCUCUGUUGGUGGCGCCUGUGCUUCUUCCGCAGAUGACGCAGAUCGACAUCUACUUUCCGGAGACGUUCUACGAGUUGUGGGCUGGCGAUGAACUUCCGACGAAUGAUGUGCUUCAGUAUGCUGUGGUGGAGUCCGACUUGCCGAUGUUCAUUCGACCGGGUUUUGUAGUUGGAUUGAGACAGAUCUCCGAUGAAGUCAUGGCGAUUGAUGAUGCUCGGCUACAGCCAAUGUUCCUCGUUGGUGCUAUGAGUUGUAACAUUCGGAAGACCAAAUGUGAUGCUUCGGGCUCAUUGGUCUUUGCGAAUGGUUUUGGGUUAGAAUUCCGCGUAGUACUGGAGCAGGAAUUGACCAUCCGAAUACGACUGCUGCUCGAGAACGAGACACUCAAGGAAUCGGCUUGCUCUGCGACGCAGAAGACUCUUUCCGGUGAAGUGCUGUUCGUACAACUCUAUGGUCAUCCGAAUCGUACGGAGCCCUUGGCUCAACAGCUAAACUUUGACCUUUGCCAACUGACGGGAACGGAAACAGAACGAGUCUACAGCUUUCCCAAUAAUGACAUACAAUAAGAAAUAGAUAUUUAAAUAAAACUCUUCCUGAUAAUCAAUCA
This is a messenger RNA of Aedes aegypti (yellow fever mosquito), 3126 nucleotides long. RefSeq names its product lysosomal alpha-glucosidase. The record is from RefSeq and is a predicted model, not a curated record. Gene Ontology annotation, molecular function: alpha-glucosidase activity; carbohydrate binding. Bases 422 to 3085 code for a protein of 887 amino acids. Gene Ontology annotation, biological process: N-glycan processing; carbohydrate metabolic process. Lineage: Eukaryota; Metazoa; Arthropoda; Insecta; Diptera; Culicidae. The transcript is spliced from 5 exons.